Molecule: messenger RNA, 1039 nt
Organism: Nymphaea colorata (pocket water lily)
Lineage: Eukaryota; Viridiplantae; Streptophyta; Magnoliopsida; Nymphaeales; Nymphaeaceae
Exons: 4
Coding region: 76-663 (195 amino acids)
Source: RefSeq, a predicted model, not a curated record
GCAGGCUUUAUUCUCUCUCUCUCUCGCUCUCUCUGGUGUUUUCGCCUUGAAACGUGCUGAUCACAACGCUGACUCAUGGUGGUGGUUGCCCAUUAUUCGCAGAAGAAACUUAUCUCUUUAAUCUCUGAGCCUUCCUUCUGUUAUCCAUCAAUCUUUUUUCACUGCCUCUGGUGUUUCCUUUUCUGCGUGCUGCCUAGGACCCAUCCCUUCCAGUAUAAAAGCAGGUUGAGCCUCCAGGCACAGACAUGUUCAUUCGUCUCCACUGGCUUAAUAAUUUGCCUUGAGGGUUUCAGCUUGAAUAUGGGUUCUCUAAUGGCAGGUUGGAGUUCACCAUCUGUGCACCCUAAUAAAGUUCGGCUUGAAAGAAACAGGUCUAACAUCAAGGAAGAAAUAGAGAAUUUCUGGAAGACGCAAAGAGAAGCAGAGGAAGCCAAAAGCAAAGAGGAAAAUUGUUUCCGCAAAACAGAAAUACAGCAGGUUAAUAAUGAUCAAAUUACUUGGGAGGAGAGUAUUGCAAGCAGUAGCAGUGCUUGGUGGACAAGAAGCAGCUGGGCAUACCUGAAUGAACCUCCAAAAGAAGACAUCAAAGGCAGAUCAUACCAAUAUGAGGCUCAUCUUUAUGUUGCAAAAGUGGCAACUAAGGAGCCUUUAUGUGCCAUUUGAGCCUCAUGAAGCUAGCUUGUUAGUGCUUGUGAAUAUGUACAGAAUCAAGUGUGAUUAGGAGAGUGAUUUUGCUUCUUGUACAUGUAAAAUAUGAAGUUAUACCAGAGUUGUAUAGAAGUAGGAAGUAUCAGAGUUGUAUAUAAGUAGGAAAACUGACUGUUUGUUGUCUAACCUGUUUUUGUUUUUGAGUUUCUCAUCUUGAUAAACGGCACCCGAGUCAAGAGACUUUGUCACUCUCCUGGCAGUGUAAUACUCCAAGGCUAGUAUCCCUGCGCCCCUAGGGCCUAUAUCUGCUUGGGCUUGUGGAAGGAAAUAGAGAACAGCGGGUUCGAACUGGUGAUGUGAGGGGUACCUCCCCAGCAGCCGGCCCAGCUGC